AUGUUUGAGGCGCACCUGGGCCAGGGUUCCAUCCUGAAGGAAGUGCUGGAGGCUCUCAAGGAUCUCAUCAAUGAGGCCUGCUGGAACAUCAGCUCAAGUGGCGUAAACCUGCAGAGCAUGAAUUCAUCCCACGUCUCCCUGGUGCAGCUCACUCUGCACUCCAAGAGCUUCGAUAUGUACUGCUGCCACUGCAACCUGGCCAUGGGCGUGAACCUCACCAGCAUGUCCAAGAUACUAAAGUGUGCUGGAAAUGAAGACAUCAUCACACUGAGGGCAGAAGAUAACACAGACUCAUUGGCACUAGUAUUCGAAGCACCAAACCAAGAAAAUGUUUCGGACUAUGAAAUGAAGUUCAUGGAUUUAGCUGUUGAACAACUUGGAAUUCCAGAGCAGGAGUAUGGCUGUGUAGUGAAGAUGCCUUCUGGUGAAUUCGCACGUACCUGCCGAGACCUCAGUCAUAUUGGAGAUGCUGCUGUCAUUUCCUGUGCGAAAGAUGGAGUGAAAUUUUCUGCAAGUGGAGAACUCAGAAAUGGGAAUAUUAAGUUGUCACGAACAAGUAACAUUGAUAAAGAGGAGGAGGCUGUUACCAUAGAGAUGAAUGAGCCCGUUCAGCUAACUUUUGCACUUAGAUACCUGAACUUCUUUACAAAAGCCACUCCACUCUCUUCUACAGUAACACUGAGCAUGUCUGCAGAUGUACCCAUUGUUGUAGAAUACAAUGGGACACUUAAAGUACUAUUCAGCUCCCAAGAUUGA
This is a messenger RNA of Echinops telfairi (small Madagascar hedgehog), 756 nucleotides long. RefSeq names its product proliferating cell nuclear antigen-like. Gene Ontology annotation, molecular function: DNA binding; DNA polymerase processivity factor activity. Lineage: Eukaryota; Metazoa; Chordata; Mammalia; Afrosoricida; Tenrecidae. Gene Ontology annotation, biological process: leading strand elongation; mismatch repair; regulation of DNA replication. Gene Ontology annotation, cellular component: PCNA complex. The transcript has a single exon. The coding region runs from base 1 to 756 and encodes 251 amino acids. The record is from RefSeq and is a predicted model, not a curated record.